CAAAGCCAGAGGACGGGCUGUCAUCUGUAGAUUCCCCAGAGCAGGGUACAUCUCAAUUGCUGUGCAUCUUGCUUGCCUGCAGCCCUUGUUCUUCUCUCCUCACACCUCUCCACUUUGCCUCUCCUUUCCUCCUGUAUUUCCUUAGCAGCCAUGAUUAGCCUGAAGGAAAUCUGUCGUGGCCUUCCUUUAAACCCUUUGCCUGAAAACAGAGGUCGGAGGAAAGGAAUACCCCAUGCACCUGUGAGAACCCCUAAUCUUACUGCUCAGGAGAAAAAGCUAGCUUUGCGCAAUGCCCUGCGUUAUUUCCCACCUGACAUACAAAAGAAGCUGGUGCUGGAAUUUGCUGAAGAACUCAGGCUGUAUGGCCAUAUCUACAUGUACAGGUUCUUCCCAGAUAUUGAGAUGAGAGCGUACCCCAUAGAAGACUAUCCUUGCAAGACCAAAUCAGCUGCUGCCAUCAUGCUGAUGAUCAUGAAUAAUCUGGAUCCCUCGGUGGCUCAGUUUCCACAGGAGCUUGUCACUUACGGAGGAAAUGGGCAGGUCUUCAGCAACUGGGCUCAGUUCUGGUUGGCAAUGCAAUAUUUGUCAGAGAUGACCGAAGAGCAAACACUGGUAAUGUACAGUGGACAUCCUUUGGGACUCUUUCCCAGCCAUCGCUAUGCUCCGCGAUUAGUCAUUACUAAUGGCAUGGUUAUUCCCAACUAUUCUAGUAGAGAUGAAUAUGAGAAGCUCUUUGCUUUGGGAGUAACAAUGUAUGGUCAGAUGACUGCAGGGAGCUAUUGCUACAUUGGACCCCAGGGAAUAGUCCAUGGAACCGUGCUCACUGUGCUGAAUGCAGGCCGUCGCUAUUUGAAGGCAGAAGACCUGUCUGGAAAGGUGUUUGUUACUUCUGGUCUUGGAGGGAUGAGUGGGGCUCAAGCAAAGGCUGCAGUCAUUGCUGGGUGUGUGGGGAUUAUUGCAGAGGUUGAUGAAGCAGCGCUUAUGAAACGCUACAAGCAGGGAUGGCUCAUGGAAAUUUCUAAUGACUUGGACCACUGCAUUGCUCGCCUUAGAGAUGCAAGGAAGAAUAAAAUUGCCCUCAGUUUGGGUUACCAUGGGAACGUGGUAGACCUGUGGGAGAGGCUUGCAUAUGAGCUGGACACAACAGGGGAGCUGCUAGCUGAUCUGGGGUCUGAUCAAACUUCAUGUCACAACCCAUUCAGUGGGGGAUACUAUCCAGUCCAGCUUGGCUUUGAGGAAGCAAAGCAGCUCCUGUCUACCAAUCCAGGGAAGUUCCGAACUCUGGUACAAGAGAGUCUGAGGAGACAUGUGGCUGCUAUUAACAGACUAACUGAUAAAGGCAUGUUUUUUUGGGAUUAUGGCAAUGCUUUUCUCUUGGAAGCUCAAAGAGCUGGUGCUGAUGUUGAGAAAAAAGGAGCCAAUAAAACAGAAUUCAAAUAUCCUUCCUAUGUUCAGCACAUCAUGGGGGACAUUUUUUCCCUGGGAUUUGGGCCAUUCCGCUGGGUUUGUACUUCAGGUGACCCACAGGACCUUGCUACCACUGACUCAAUUGCCAUGUCUGUGCUGGAGGACUCAAUUCGUCAGGGAGUGAGCACAUCUGUGAAGCAGCAGUACCAUGACAACAUCCGUUGGAUUCGGGAAGCUGGGAGGCACAGCUUGGUUGUUGGAUCUCAAGCUAGAAUCUUAUAUUCUGAUCAGAGGGGUCGUGUGUCUAUAGCCACAGCUAUUAAUCGAGCGAUUGCUGAAGGAAGGAUUAAGGCUCCAGUAGUCCUCAGCAGAGAUCACCACGAUGUGAGUGGGACUGACAGUCCUUACAGAGAAACAUCAAACAUUUAUGAUGGAUCAGCCUUCUGUGCAGACAUGGCGGUACAAAAUUUCGUAGGAGAUGCGUUCAGAGGAGCAACCUGGGUUGCCUUGCACAACGGUGGUGGAGUUGGCUGAAUGAAUAGCGCAGGGUCUGAGUAACCUGCAGUACAAGAAGGCAGAAGUAAUUUAAGAAUCGAACUGUGCUGUUGACGGUGUGACAUCUUGUUUGUGAGGGAGGCCUUGUUUUCUUUGAUCACCUCGGAAGGAGACAUCUGGAAAUUAUAGGAGGCAGCUUAGGUCAAAAUGCCACACGUUUCUCUAAUUACCUGAAAAUAUGACCCAGUGCUAAUGAAGGCAGAGAACUCCCCUUUAAAAGUGAGAGGUUUUGCUAGAGAAUCCAUUCUAACGAAUGGUGGCAUUCAAUUUGAGUGACUUUUAGACAGUAGGACAGAUUCUGAUGAGUGAUUCUGAUUUACAUUGGAGUAACUCUAUGGAAAUUGAUGGAGAGACUCUAAAUUUAUGGAGUGCAACUGAGAUCAGACACUCGCUGUUCAUAGCUGAGCUUCAAAGGAUGCUCUUUGGGAUGCUGUGCACAGAAGGGAUCUCUGCCACUGAAAGAACAUCAGCUGCCAGUGUGGCAAAUCUUUAUAAAGCAUCACUCUGGAGGCCUCUUGCUGUCUGAUACUGUCAGUGGGCUGCCCUGAGGUGCGAUCGCACUGUGAUCCUGAUUGCACUGUGAUGCCAUACUGAUUCUAAAAGCAGAAAUGGCAGGAAGUGCAAACGUUUGGAUGCUUGUUUUCAUCCCCAAAUGAGACGAAGAGCAGAUUUAAAGAUUUCUCACAAUAAGAGCUGUUUGUGUUACUGUUGAGUGUUGAUCAGAAAGAAUCAUUUUGUGUCAGAGUUUACACUAUUCAAACAUUUCAGCUGAAAACAUGAUUGAAAUUUUCCUGCUGAAGAAGGAAACAUUCAUCUGCUGACAUUCUGCUAUGAGCACUGUCAGUUACAAGGAAACUGUGCUUUUCAACAGAAAAUGUUUGUAAUAGUAGUAUAUCUAAUAAUCUAAUGAAGUGGAAGGAAUUGCAGUAAAGAUACAGUGACUGUGAGAGCUGGAGCUGAGAGUUCUUUGCUCAGGUAUGUGGUAAGGUCCUACUUAUCACACAGGUAGUGCAUAUAAUGAGUGAAAAGGAAUUAGCAUCACGUAAGUACAUUGCAUUACAGUGACAAGGGGAAAACAUGAGUACUGGGUUGGGGAAGCAGAUCUCAAGUCUGUGAGGCUCGAGUGCAGCAUCAUCUUCCCAUUUCAUAAGAAGUUCAAGUUAGUGCUGGAAAAGAGACAGUAAGAAAUGAUUCUUGUCUGGAUUGGAGGACACCUAAGUCUGUCUGACUCAUAGAUAUAUCUGAUGUUACUUGCAGUAAAUUUUGUGGAUGUAUUCAUUAUAUUAACUACAAAAUGCAGAGGGUGAAACCCUGCCUCCAGAACCUCUUUUAGUCUCUCCUGCCACGUGUUGCUGUAGGUAGGAUAUGCCCCAUCUCAUAAUUGCUGAUGCUGAGUUAUAAUGCGAGAAGUCUCUUACGGAUUUACAGCAACCAAUAAUUUUCCAACUGAAUUUACCAUAUGCAACCAAACAGGAACUGGAGCAGACCAGAUUUUGAAGUGAGACAAGAUGUAUUUCCCCUGUCCUUAUAAAACCAGACUGGUAUUUGUCCCAUGUAUAGUCUGUUAGUUUGUAGUAUAUUUCUUCUACCAAUAAAUCUGCUUCCUGAAAUGUUGGCACUGCAGUUUCUACACAUCUAUGUAUCUCAUACAGAAAUAAAUGCUUUUGAAAUGAUCAAGGCAGAUGUGCAUGAAGUGGUGCUUAACACUUUUUUUUAAAUGAAACACGCUCAUAUUUGUCCCAAGAGAAUAUAAACAGAUCCAUCUGUCUGUUUCAGUAAGCACACAGUCCUCACAGUCCUCUGGAUAUGGCAGGCUCUAGCAUAGAAAACACAAAGAGCUUAACUUUCAAACUAGUGAGAUAAGAAACUCUUUAGUCCACCAGGAGUAUUUUUUGUAUGAAAGGUCAAUGCCAAUGCCUUAUUCAGCACCAUUUCUACAGUAUUCUCAUCCUUCUUCCUCCAAUGCAGCUGAUCAAAUCCACAAUGUUAUCUGACAUUGAUUUGUAUUCUUUUGAUUUGAAUUCUUACACUUCUAUUUU
Meleagris gallopavo (turkey) is the source of this 4001-nucleotide messenger RNA. It is a transcript of the gene UROC1, whose product is annotated as urocanate hydratase 1. The record is from RefSeq and is a predicted model, not a curated record. Gene Ontology annotation, molecular function: urocanate hydratase activity. NCBI's taxonomy places the organism in Eukaryota, Metazoa, Chordata, Aves, Galliformes, Phasianidae. Gene Ontology annotation, biological process: L-histidine catabolic process.